AUGACGGGUCGUGGUGGCGGCGGCGGUCGCCGCGUUCUCCUCCCUCCCAUCAACAUGAUCUUCAAACUGCUUCAGACAAACGCGACAGUGAGCGUCUGGCUCUACGAGCAGCUCUCCAUCAGGAUUGAGGGCAAGAUCCGGGGAUUUGACGAGUUCAUGAACCUCGUUAUCGACGACGCCGUUGAAGUCAAGCAGGUAACAAAGACCAACGAAAAGGAGAGCCGGAGACCCCUUGGCCAAAUCCUUCUCAAGGGCGACAACGUAUCCCUAAUCCAGAACCUGUCUUCGUGA
Molecule: messenger RNA, 291 nt
Organism: Parascedosporium putredinis
Lineage: Eukaryota; Fungi; Ascomycota; Sordariomycetes; Microascales; Microascaceae
Source: the annotation of a GenBank genome assembly